CUGUGUUCCCCUCCCCCUCCCUGUGUGUGUUCUCCCCCGCCACCAUGUCCACGUUUCGGUCCACGGUCGCCAACAACCUCAUCAACAGCGAUUUCCCCAUCGAGGAGCUCAUGAAGAGCACAGACACCGACACCACUGGCAAUAUGCAAGGCUCCUCCCCGCGCCACAGGGGCGCCGCUGCCUCCCCCGGGGCGGACCACUCCGGGACGCCCUCUGUGCACGUGACCACCCCCACUGGCACCAGCCAGUCCCAGUCCACCAGCCCCACAACAAAAACACUCACGCUGGACCUGCCGGAGGAUGCCGAAGCAGCGGGCAAGAGCAUCAAGACGGUGAAUGAGGAGACAGUGCGGCGCCCAACGCUCUUCCAGUCACUGGCUGCGUCGCUGUCGCGCAAGUCGCUGCGUCCGAAGGACAAGGAGGAGACUCCCAGCGCCGCCAUGGACCUGAGGACGCUGCAGACCAAGUGGCUGGCCAUCGAUGACGGCGGGAGUGUGGUCAUGAUCAACCCCAAGGCCGCCUGGAAGAUCUGCUGGGACAUCCUCAUCUUGGCGCUCGACUUCUUCUGCUACUUCGUGACGCCCAUUGCGCUGAUCUACGAAGGCGACGCCGGCACGGUCUUCCGCCCGCUGCCCAGGCACUUCGACCCCGUCGGGCUGCUCAUCGACGUCGUCUUCCUGGCAGACAUCGCUCUGACCUUCUUUACGAUAAGUCUGGACUCGUCGGUGUCUCUGGCAGCCCACCGAUACAACUACUGCCGGUUCUGGCUGUGGCUCCACCUGACCUCAGUGCUGCCAUCGGCCUUCCUCCCGGCCUUCAGGCUGCUGCGGGUGUUCGACCUGUUUCGCCUGUGGCAGCACUUCCGGUGGCUGCUGAAGAGCAGCGGGAACGUGUUCUUGUACCUGUUGGUACGGCUGGCGGCCUCGCUGCUGCUGAUGGGGCUGAUGCUGCACUUGUUCGGGUCAUUCUGGAUGGUCCUGGGGCUGAAUGAGCGGGGCAGCUGGAUCGACGGGUUCGACACAAUGGUGAGACAGAGAGUGAGAGUGAGAGAGAGACAGAGACACGAGCGGGUGGGGUGGCGUGUGCAGAUCCGCAAGGACGAGAUUGUCAACCAGAUGACGUACGCCUACUACUUCAUGAUGACGCUCUUCACGACCGGUACAUGCCAUGCACAGAUGUAGCACAGCACCUGCAAUUACUCCACGGUCCGUCCCUUCCUGCAUACCAUUCCUGCCUUUAGUUGGCUACGGCGAGAUCUUCCCCAAGACGAUCGUCGAGUACUGGUUCGCCUUGUUCAGCCAGAUAUGCGGGCUGCUGCUGGUGGGGUACCUGGUGGCGGUGUGCACGUCCAUCGUGCUGGCCAUGGGACAAGACUCAUUCAACCCACCUGAGUUUAAACUCAAACAGGUAUGGAUGUAUCUAUCGAUGAAUGAAUGAAUGAACGAGUUAGUCAAUGACAAAAACACACAAAGUCAACCACACGUGUGUGUGUGCCGUUUGUGCAGGAGCUGAUCUACUGGCUGUCACAGUUUGGCACCAACAUCACUCAGGCACACAACGACACACACACACGCACACAUAUAGGCACUGUCACAUCCAUCCAUCCAUCCAUGUCUGUCUCCAUUGGCCAACCAGGAAGAGAGCCAGGAGGUGUUGUGGUACUUCAAGCGGCCAGGCGAGGGAUACAAGUACCUCAGGGACCAGAAGUCAUCGCCCCUCCUGCACUCAUUCUUCUCCCACCUGCCGCCAUCCGUCCGCAUGAAGUUGGCAGUGGCCGUCUACGGCGACUUUGUCGACAAAUUUGAAGCCUUUCUCGAGGUGGGUGGGUGACCAAACGAAGAGACACCACAAGUCGGCUGGCUGCAUCCAUCCAUCCAUCCAUGUAUGGGCGGCAUUGCGUGUGUGUAGGCGAUAGAUGCGACUGAUGGAUUUGUGGAGGACCUGCUUCUCAACCUCCACCAACGAUACUACCGCAUGAAAAAAGGUACACACGCAAGCCAAUUCAUCGUCGGAAUCUCCCUCUCAAGCAAUGGGUGGAUGUGUGUGUGUGGUCGGUGCAGAUGGCGAUGCAGUGGUGGUCGUGCCGCUGGGCGAGCAGCUGCGGGAGGUGAUAUUCCUCACCGAAGGAAUCGCACUCGUCACCGGUAAGAGGGAGACAGUGAGACACAGAUGGACUCUGUCUGCUCCGUCCCCCACUCACUUAUUUCUUACCCCCUUUUGUUUUCAGCUGAGAAUGCUGAGGAGACACAGAAGGGUCUGCAGGUGGAGGGCGGCUUCUGGUUCGGGGGACACCAGUGCACAGAGGAGUACCACCCGUCACCCAUACAAGUGGAGGCACUCGACCCCAACCAAUCCAUCGUCGCGCACUGUGAGUGAUACAUGUGAUAGAGGGGAAUCGCAUCGCCCACGUCCAUGGCGUGUGUGUGUACGGGUUUCUGUCUGAUUCUGUCUAUUUAUUGUGUGUGGUCAGAUAUCGACAUGUGGAAGUGGCGUGCGGUGCUCGAGCGCCACCCCACCGUGGCCAGAAACAUAAUCGAGCUCUCAAAGAAACAAACGAUAGUAUAUGAAUCACUCCACUGAGAAACCUCCAUCCACACCAACUCAAUGACCCUUCAUCUUUCUCAUCUCUCUCAGGCGAUUUUGCAGAAUUUGAAGGUGCCCGAGCCGACCCGCUACACAUGCGGGGUUUGCCUGCUGCAGUGCUUCCGUGAUGGCUUGGGAAUGGCCGGUAUGGGCGUGUCGCUGCCCUUCCCAGUCACCAUCCCGGUGCAGAAGGUCGUCAAGGAAGAGACACAGAAACCAGGAGAAGAACCAGGUCAGCCGGAUGAGAGAGAGACAUGGCGGGAAGGGAAGGCCCAUGUCCCUUUCUUCUCUCUGAAGGCACGAAGGUCGAAGCUGCCAUUGGUGCUGGAGAAACUGAUCAGGCUGCUGUGGCACAAGCCCUCACCGCCACCGGCGUGCAGAUCAACGGCCUCCUGCUGCCCUAUCACGUCGGCUUCCAGGCCCCCCAGCAGCACCCGCCCCUCCGCGGCACCUUCAACUCAUCGAUCAUGUCGCCCCCCGCCUCAUCCAUGUGGGGCCACCUCACACUCGACACGACCCUCCAGGGCACGAAAGAGGCCGAGAUGCCCACACGGCCGCGCACACCGGGGCAGGUGCGCUUCCUCGAGAGCUCCCAGAGGUUCGCGCAGGACCUCGCCGGCACCAAUCCGCUCAGCACAAUGGGGGCGAGACGUGGCCUCGAAGCGCUGCCUGAGGACCGGCCCAUCACGCCUAUGUCGGUGGUGAGCACCACCCGGGUGAUUGCACAAGAUCCGUUUGAGGACAUACCGUUGUUUGAGGGCUACCUGCCCCGGGUGCUGCCCGCGAGCACCAGUGGCUCAUGGUCAUCGGCCAACCGGCUCAGAAGGUGAGAUGCUUGGGGGACUGAUGUGUGUGUGUGUGUGUGUGUGGAGAUAGAUGCUGUGCCUAUCUCUUGUGUGUACAGGGUACAGCAGGCGUACACUGUGGCGGCCCACCGAGGUUUCGGCGACGCCGCGUCCAACAAGAAGGUCAAGGCCGAGAUCGAGAAGCUCACCGUCAUCAAUCCCUUCGCGCACCCCUCAGUGCCGCCCCUGCCCAUCACCGCCCGAGCGCCGCCCAAGACACCCACUGGCGACCGUUCAUCCACCGGUUUCACACCCUACACGCCACAUACCUACAACACCACCUUCCACAUCUCUCCUCGAGGCCCUCCCGAGACCAAGCCGUCAGAGAAGCCUGCUGGGGAGCAGGAGCAGCGUCGUGGGACCACUUGGCUCGGCAGGGUGGUGGGUGGGCUGUUCGGGGGCGGCGCAGCCAAGACACCAAAGGUGGACAAGAAGGCCUCUGCAAGAUAUAUGGGGAAGGCGGUCAUGCGCGUACCCACUGUGCAGAGGUAGCCAGGGAGAAAGGGAAGCGCAGAAGGGGAUAGAUAAAUCGAACGGUGUCUCCCGUUUGUGUCUUGUAUGUAUUUUGUGUUGUGUCUGUACAGAGGCUCGAUUCGGCCAAGUUUCAGUGUGCAGGCGACAGCACGGCCCUCAGUGGCGCACAUCCAGUAAGCCCCUGCCUCCACGAGUGAGCCCACCCGCAAGUCUCUCUCUGCAUUCAUUCAUUCAUUCAUUCAUUCAGGGGUUUCAACCAACAGAACGUCUACCAGCACCACGUCAGUCAGCUACUUACUGCCAGCACGCAUCAAGAACCAACACACACAAUACAUACACCCUCACUCUCCCCUGUUCUCUCCUCCUCUGUUUUGUCAGCUGGCCACCACUACAGUCGAUCAGCGCCGCAUGUCCGCCAGCGCGCCAUCCCUCAUCGCCGCCAGCCGACGCACCGAGCGCCUCUCCACUGCAGCCAGACACCUGGUGCCGCCCAGCGCCAUGGCGGCAUCGGGGCAGCGGCAGUCUCCUCGCCCAUCGGUGCACUUCGAGCCCGGCACCAGCCCCAGCGCCAGCGACAGCUCACCGACCACAGUCUCCAGCAAAGUGGCCAAUGUGCCUGAGUGAACCAUACAAGUAUACGGAGAGAGGGUGUGUGUGUGUGUGUGUCGUGUCCCAUCUGAAUGAAUGGCCUUGAGUGCUGUGCAAUUUGGGCUUGUGUCACUUGCCUUGUGCUUUGGGUCUGGUGAGAGGAGACUGUGUGCUGCUGGUUCUUGUGCCGUUGUUUCUCAAUUACCUUUGAAGACUGAUAUUGGC
Vitrella brassicaformis is the source of this 4715-nucleotide messenger RNA. The record is from the annotation of a GenBank genome assembly. NCBI's taxonomy places the organism in Eukaryota, Vitrellaceae.